GCCGAAAGUAAGAGCUCUUCAAUCGGAAGGUAGAUAUUUUUAGUAAACAACACGUUGAAAACUGAACAGCUGGUGGUGAAAUAGAGGUAAAGUAUAUCAACAGUUAGAUACAAAAAUGGCAACCUCGCAAAAUCAAACAUCUGCAGCAGAGAACAUUCCAAUUGACAUACAUUUCAACAAAUUAUUGGAUUGGCUGAUUAAUCGCCGUCACUGCGACAAAGAAUGGCACACAGCCAUGACGGUCAUAAGGAAGAAGAUCAACCAAGCAAUACAGGACAUGCCAGCCAUGGAGGAAAUCACGCAACUCCUGGAGGGAACAUAUGUUAACUACUUUCACUGUCUGAAAAUUGUGGAAAUUCUAAAGGACAGUGAAUCAGGAAAGAAAAAUAUGUUCGGGCAGUAUUCAUCACAAAAAAUGAAGGAUUGGGUAGAAAUCAUCAGGCUUUAUGAAAAAGAUGGAGUGUAUUUAGGAGAAACAGCUCAAAUGAUCGGACGUAAUGUAAACUAUGAAGUUCCUGCCUUGAAGAAACAGAUUGCAAAAUGUCAACAAGCUCAGAAGGAGUGUGACAAGAAAGAGGCUGAUUAUGUUGCCAAGGCUGCUGAGUUACGUAAGAAAUACAAUUCCAGGUGUAAGGAACUGGGCAUUGAGGGAAGUAAGAUCAAGUCAGAGUUGUCUGCCCUUGUUAAAGACCUCCCGGUGACUUUCAAUAAGAUUGCAGAUUCAGCUAAGGAUAUACAGGAGGCCGUUCAGUUUUACGGAGAUUUUGUUAACUUUGUUAUGGACAGCCAAAAGCACCAAGAGACAUGUUUGCCAAUGUUAAAACACGUACAAGAGUUUGGAGACACAACAACGUACGAAUGGAAAACCGGCACCAAGCCUGAGAAGAUAGUUGAGGCAUCCAUUUUGAUUAACCUUGAUGAUGAACAAGAUCAACUAGACAGUGCUGAAAAUAUUGACUGGGACAUCGGGGCUGACAUUGAAGCAGACAUUGAUUUUGGUGAUGAUGUCAACUUUGACAUUUCUGAAAUUACCAUCGAACAAGGUGGAACAGAGGCUGGAGACCAGACGCCUGUGGAGCAAGACAGUGACAGUAAUGGUAUAGACUGGAGUGAUACAGUUCUGGUGGAACACCCAAAUAAAGACGGGUCAGAGGAGGGCGUGGCUAAAGGAGUCGAUGCACUGACCAUACUGGACAACCCUGUCACUCGCACCAAGUUCAUGGAUGACCUGAUGGAGCUGGAGGCAUUCCUGACCCAGCGGAUCUGUGAGAUGGAGGGCAGUGGAGACUCGGAUAUAGUCAGUACCAGUCAGUUCCAGAACGCCCCUUCAUCUGUACAGGUGGAGAAAAGCAAGGUCGUAUCCAUGACAUCCAAGGUCAAGGAUAUUCUUGGUCAGCUGACCUCGGUCAAAAUGCACCACUUACUGCUGAUCAGGAAUUCACCAAGGUAUGUUGACCGACUGAAAGACUCCCUGAAGCAGACACUGUCACUGGCAGACAAAAUGGUGUUUUAUGAGAAGGAGAUGGUUGUCAAGAAGAAAGACGUUUUGGAGGAACAGAGACAACUUGAGCCUAAACUUGAUGUGAUCGUCCAGAGAACCAAGGAUAUACAAAGACAGAUGGAACAAGAAAUUUCAUCCAAGUACAAGAACAGGCCUGUCAAUAUUAUGGGUGAGAUCAACAUGAUAUGAAACAGGAAUCUUAACUCGAUAUCCAGACCAGCACUGAACAUUGUGACACUUUUUCUAUUCAAAUGAUUCUUCAAAAUAACAGUUUGCCGGUUAUGUUUAUGGGAAGUGUUGACUACCACAUGGAACUCCUUCAUUGUGCUAUAAGAUAUGAAUUUUAGUGAGAUUGACACCAGGACAAUCAUGAAACUAUUAACUGUAAGUCAAAUCUGGCCAGUGGAGUGGUAAGGCAGCCCUAGAUGAAUUCGAACCUCGCCAUAAAAUUCAACUUCAGAAUAACUAUGUAUAUGUUAUUGACCGGUUUGUUCCAACAUUACAGGCAACUGUCCAUAUUAAUCACAUGCUAUAUCCAAACUUAGCAGGUACUGACUUAUUCUUUGAUAUUUAGGGAGUAAAGUGUUGAUCACAAAUCUGGAUAUUUGUUAUCAGAAUUGGUUGUCAUUUAGCAGAAACUGAUAUGUAUACUAUCUAAUUUCAUAUUUAACAGUUAAUAUUAAAGUCUAAUAUUAGUUUCAUGCAAAUGAAUAUUGUUUCAGAUUUUUAUUAAGUACAUAAGGGUUACAGAGUGACAUCAGUCAGUUGUAUCAAGUAAAUGUUAAGUGCUAGUCACCUUUGUAUAAUGGGGCACUUCAGAUUGUCUGUUAAAUAUAACAAAAUUACUUUAUUUCAGAGAAUAUUGUUAUAAAAAAAACAAUUUCAGAGAAUAUUAUGAUUAUAAACACAAAACUCCCGGCUAAUUUGUUGCUAAUUUUUCUUUUAGAUCUUUAAUAUAAUUAUGGAUGAAAAAUUGUGAAAUAGUGAUAAAAUCUCCAUGUUAUGCUACACAGACAUAACGGUAUGGAAGAGAUGGUGCAUUUGUUUUGAUAAAAUGAUCUGUAUGUAAAUUAAUAUACAUACAUGUAUAUGUGUAAGGAAGUGGGUUGAUAGCGAGAUGGAGUGUGAGACAAAGUAUACAUGUAUGAGUUGAGAAUAUUAUAUGGGAAAUAUGAAGGUGUAUGUGUAACAUAACGAGCGUAAAUGUGUACAUAUUGUAUCCAUACAUUCAGACCAGCAGUGCUAUGAUUGAUUUGUGCAAAUUUGUACAUAUUUAUAGCAUCAUGUAUUUAAAUUAAUAAAGAAAGAGGCCCAGUGGACCUGCACCA
Molecule: messenger RNA, 2829 nt
Organism: Pecten maximus
Lineage: Eukaryota; Metazoa; Mollusca; Bivalvia; Pectinida; Pectinidae
Product: CDK5 regulatory subunit-associated protein 3-like
Exons: 15
Coding region: 116-1690 (524 amino acids)
Biological process (GO): regulation of cyclin-dependent protein serine/threonine kinase activity; regulation of mitotic cell cycle
Cellular component (GO): endomembrane system
Source: RefSeq, a predicted model, not a curated record